This is a messenger RNA of Aquila chrysaetos chrysaetos, 4916 nucleotides long. RefSeq names its product somatostatin receptor 3 (gene SSTR3). The transcript has 2 exons. Gene Ontology annotation, molecular function: neuropeptide binding; somatostatin receptor activity. Bases 2842 to 4047 code for a protein of 401 amino acids. The record is from RefSeq and is a predicted model, not a curated record. Lineage: Eukaryota; Metazoa; Chordata; Aves; Accipitriformes; Accipitridae. Gene Ontology annotation, biological process: neuropeptide signaling pathway. Gene Ontology annotation, cellular component: neuron projection; membrane.
CAACGCUGGAGGACAUCCUGUGGCAGCGAGUUCCACAAAUGUCUGCAUUGCAUAUGCGCUGCUGGAUGAAUUGCCCAAGCCCCCUCCAAAGGUAAUGUAAAUUGUGUCAACAUAAGUCCAGAAGAGCAGAAAUGAAGUCUCUGGUGUGGGCAAGGGACACAAAGCCCUUGAGACUGGUAUCUAGCCUCCCUUAAACACCCUAAACAUUACUCAGACCAAUGAAUUCCCAGUGGGUUAUUACUUCCUCUCCAGUUUUCAAGUCUUGGCUUUUACCUUCUCAGUCCGCCCUGUCCCCUAUCACGUACAGCAAUGCAGAGAGGAGGGGCUCACCGUGCGCAUGAAACAAAAUUCAUGUACCUGCCUACCUGUGGAGGUGCACAGGCUGAGCUCUCCUUCCAACACAAUUCAAGCGGUUCGCACAACCCCGUUGGAGCUGAGGCAGAGACUGAGGCAGGACUCUGAGCAUUGAGGAAGCAAGCUGGAGACCUGGAGGUUUUGAACUUAAUGACUUUGCUUAUGUUAACAAGGCCUGCAAGGGGUAGCUGGCCUGGGUAGAGCUCUGCUGUUGCAUGGCUCCGUUUCUUCUAGGGGCUCCCUGCAUGCUGCUGCAGAUACCUGCCCUGCCAUGACAAAGAUAGCCACUGGGUGCUGCCCAUGCCAUUCCUUCCCCAGUGAGGGCUCAUCUCUCCUGUGUGUCUCCAGACAGCACUGUGGCCAAGAUCUAGGCAAAGGCAUCCUGACAGCUUUGAAGCCCUGUACUGUCUUCACCGGUUCACCUUUGAGCAGCACUGGCUGCUCAGGCAGGUCUGGAAGGCCAGGUUUUAGACCCUGGCUAUGUUCUGCUCGCAGAGAUACUCCCUACUUCUCUUAAGGUUGGAAUUGGCCCUAGGAGCUUAACUGCUCAUAACAGCAGUGCCAGAUUUCAAGAGCUGGGUGACUGCACAGCACAAGGAGUCACUGAUGUUGGCUGCAGGGCAGGGAAGGGGCUGAGGACUAUAGGGAAGCACUUUGUGCAAGGAAUGGGAUGGGGAAAUCCUAAUUUUCUUCCUGGGAGGACUGCUCACACAAAGGAGCUUAAUUGCUUGCCCUGCCCCAUUUCUUCUGGGUCCACUCCUUGCAGCACAGAUGAAAUCUGGCAGGAGAGUUUGGGGCUGUUGAACCGGACCCUUUUCCCAAAAAAGGUGCAAAAGAAGUGAGAUUGUGCAUGGAGCCAGGGGAGGGAGAGAGUUGAGACAGACAGCCCCCCUGUCUGCCCAUCUGCCCUCAGCUCCAUCCGUCUGGAGGUGCUCGUAGGGCAGAACAGAAGGGAGAAGGGUUUGUGUGCUCAGCAUCCACCCCGGUUUCUGAGCAUCUUGCCAGCCAGAAGGCUUUGCCGUGUCCCUGCAGCUCUGAGCAGCAGCUGUCCUGCCCGCAAGAUCCUCAGGACAGGCAGCCCCUCUCCGGUGUGCCCGUGGGCAUUCGCAGAGCACUUUUCACUGCCACAACUCCCCCCCUCCUAGGGGAGCUGAGCCGGGUCCCCCCCUUCCACCACGCCGCUCUCCCACCAGGCAGCUGCUCUCUGCAUCCCUCUCUUCUCCCUCUCCCUCUCCCCUCCACCGUCCCCAGCUUCUUUUACCACACUCCCUCCAUCCUCCCCUCCUCUGCGCUCCCCCUCUCCCCUCGCCCCUCUGCCGCACCUCCCCUCUCUCCCUUUUAAUUCUCCAUCCCGGUUUCUCCUCCCCGCUCCUCUCCCAUUCUCCAGCCCCAUCGUCCAUCCCCUCCUUCUCCUUCUCCUGCCGGUGUUCCCGUGCGUGGCGCCCAUUGGCUGGCGGCAGCCAUCCCACGGUAGCCGCCACUUCAAUCCCGUUUGCCCAAGCCCGGCAGACGAACCCCCCCUUCCCCCGCAGAUGGUGAGGGGAGAGUGGGGGAGAGACCCGCCGGCCUGAGGGUGAGGGUCCGCGCAUCCCCCGGCCGGACACCAGCGGGUACUGGAGUGGGCCCCACUCCCACACCAGUCACGGAGGGAAGCGAUGGGCAGGUCCAGGAGGAAGGACUUGCGUCUUCGGUAGUGGAUGGUGGGACUCGCUCCCUCCCGGGACCGUUUUGUUCAAUUGCUUUUAAGAAAGGGGAAGGGGAAAAAAACAUGACACGGAUCCUCCCGGUGAAGCAGAGGAAAAUGUACAUCCCAACGACACGUAAGUACCAGGCGGCUCUGCCUGCUUUUCCCAGCUGUCUCCCGCGGGGGUGAGUCCAUGCAGAAGUUAACUCUGCAGUCCCAGAGAAGGAAACCUGCCCCCCCCAAACCCCCCCAACUCUGCCAGCCCAGCCUGGUCCCUACCAGAGAGCUCAGCCCCGAGGUGAGGCAGGGGGAGUCCUGAGCUGGAGCAGGGCUGUGGAAAACGGGAGGGGAGGGUGGCAAGAGGGGCUGCAGGUUAUUGGACUCUGUGGUCCCUCCCAGCUUCUAUUCCUGUUUUGUAACCGGGUCUAGGCUCAGCUUUUAGCAUCCACCUCCUCCUCUCAUUCAACGCAGAAAUAUAUCUCUUUUGUUUUUCCUAAAGAAAGCGGUAGCACCGGUUUACCAUCUCUUCCUACCUCUCUGCCUUACUCCUGCUCUCCAGAUGUACGGAGCAGGUAUAUUCUGGCAGCACCCGUUAGGGGAUCCCAAGCCUCUUGCAACAGGUGGUAUCCACAUCAGGGACAGACCCCCAAGUAGAUGCCAACACACUACCAGUCUGAGGCCAAGGUUCCUCAUCAAUUCCUACCUACGCAGGUGUUGCCAAAGCAGCAGCAGAGUGGACCCAACCCAGAUUGCUAACUGAUCCUGCAAGGACGCUGCCACCCACCCUCUUCCCUGCCUCUGCUAUGGACACUUCUGCUUUCAGCCUCCCCACGCCAGCAGUGUCGGAGGAAGGGAAUGCCUCUGGCAGCUGGGCAGGCUUCACCACCCCCAACGGCUCCACCACUGCCAGCCCUGGUGUGGUCAUCAGCGGUGUCCUCAUCCCCCUGGUCUACCUCAUUGUCUGCGUGGUGGGGCUGGCUGGGAAUUCUCUGGUCAUUUAUGUGGUCCUGCGGCACUCUGUGAGCGAGUCGGUGACCAACGUCUACAUCUUGAACCUGGCCCUAGCUGAUGAGCUCUUCAUGCUGGGCCUGCCGUUCCUGGCUGCCCAAAAUGCCCUGUCCUACUGGCCAUUUGGGUCUUUCAUGUGCCGCCUGGUGAUGGCUGUGGAUGCCAUCAACCAGUUCACCAGCAUCUUCUGCCUGACGGUGAUGAGUGUAGAUCGCUACCUGGCCGUGGUCCACCCAGGGAAGUCCUCCAAAUGGCGGACAGCACGGGUGGCCAAGGCUGUGAGUGCAACUGUGUGGGUGCUGUCUUCCGUAGUGGUGCUGCCCGUGGUCGUCUUCUCAGACGUCCCUUUAGGGAUGAGCACAUGCCACAUCCAGUGGCCAGAGCCUGCCUCGGUGUGGAGAGCUGGCUUCAUCGUCUACACUGCCACCCUGGGCUUCUUUGGGCCACUGCUGGUGAUUUGUCUCUGCUAUCUUCUUAUCGUUGUGAAGGUUCGUUCCUCUGGCAGGCGGGUGAGGGCUCUGUCCUCCAAGCACAAGCUUUCCGAGCGCAGAGUGACCCGCAUGGUGGUGGCUGUUGUGGCUGUCUUCAUCCUUUGCUGGCUCCCCUUCUACGUCCUCAACAUAAUCAAUGUUGUCUGCCCACUGCCAGAGGAGCCGUCCCUCUUUGGUGUCUACUUCCUUGUGGUGGUGCUGCCAUAUGCCAACAGCUGUGCCAAUCCUAUCAUCUAUGGCUUCCUCUCCUACCGCUUCAAGCAGGGCUUCCGUAGGGCCAUCCUCAGGCCAUCUCGCCGAGUCCAAAGCCAGGACGUGCCAGCAUGCCCCCCAGAGAAGACUGAUGAUGAAGAGGAAGAGGGCGAGAUCAGCAAGAUCACCCAGAAUGGUAAUGACAGGCAGGAGCACCCUCUAACCAGUGGGGAAGGAGAAAGCAAUGAGCAAAAACCACUCCCUGAGGAGCCUGUGGGGUGUGAAAAGAGCAACAAGUUGCAUGUCAGUUAUUUAUGAUGAAAGGAGUGGUGCAGGGGAAGGAGACACUGGGACAUGGGAUCCCCUUCACCCCCUGUGCUUUUCCACCUCAAAGGCAAUGGGAGAUGUUGAUAGAAGGGAAUAUUAAAGUCCAAGACUCUGCUUAAAGAUGAAGCAGGCUCCAUGAACUUGUGGAAAAAGCAAGGCAUCGUUCUUGGCUUUGGAAGGGACACCCGAGGUUUGUGUGGUGCCAGGUAAAGGAAGGACAGCAUCCAGGGAGAGCUGAAGAGAUGAUGGGCACUGACAGUAUGGAGAGAACAAGGUCAGCCCUAGAUUGCAUGAUCCAUCCUUAGAUCACCCAGCUGUGAAGGGCAUCAGCUGCCAUCUGACUGUGGCACCUCAAGGAAGUCCUCAACUGGCAUAUACAACAAAAAGGCCUCUCAAUGCCUUGAUUAUCUUCCAUAUAAACAUGAGAAGCCGUUUACCCUAAAAGAAAAACAGGAAGGGAAAAUGUCUGCAGUGAAGACAUACCAGCCAGUUGCAUGAAUGGCUGACCCUUCUCUAGCGCUCCAAUGUCUUGGGGACAACUUUCCUACCCAUGCUGGUCAUGGCUGGAGACCACUCUGGCUGCUCAAAGCCUCCUCUUUCUUUCUAGGGCUCUCAUAGACUCUGGGCAGGCUGAUGAGACUUACCUGGGAGAGCAAAUGGGACAUUUCUUUCCUGCACCUCGCAUUCUUCAGGGUUUUCCUGGUGCCCCUGCAUUCUGGUGGAAGGUGUAACAUGGGUACAGAAGAAGACAAGGCAUGGGUUGGAGGCAGGGUUUCUUACAAGCUGAAAUGCCCUUUCCCUUUUCUUCUCCCUAAGCCUUAUUGUAAAUAAACAAAAAGCCUUUGGACUUAAAAGGCCAA